UGCUAAGCUGAGGAUGGUACCCAGCAGUGAGGAUGUAGGUGGAUCCAGGUGUUCCAGCCGUAAUGACGAUCGGAGAAGUUUGUGUACCCCGGUGAAGGCACAUUCGGGAGGUGGUGGUGGCACAGGUGCUAAUCGUAACGCCGUGGAACGAUUCAUUUGUUGCAACUGCGGAAGCUCGAUGGUACCCGCCGAUAGUCUGAAUGUGCCCUCCGGAAGUCGCAUCGGAAUGUCAGCCGCAUUUAGUGAGUUAAAUUUUCCUCGCGAAAGUUUAGCUUCAAUGUUCGAGGACAACUUGGGACUAAUCUCGCAGCAGCAGCUACCCCGUGGAACUCUAACAAUAAUUCCAAACGCCAAAUCCACCGAGGACCUGCACAUUGACGACGACUUCUAUCAGGGGCUGAACCUGGGUGCCAACAUGGAACUGGUGGAGUUUAUCGACGAUGGACACUAUUUGGACGAGUUUGGGUACGACAUCUACGCAACGGAGGAAAUUUACGACGAUUUGGAAGAAGUGUAUGAAGAGGGCCACGACGGUAACGGCGGCGGUGAAGCGAAAGCUCUGCUAGCCCUGAUUGAUGCAGAAGAUACCGGGCCAGCACCGGCUGAGGAGCAGUUCCGGAACAAGUGUACCGACAUGAACUCGAGCAAUGUCGAUGCUUUGGGAUCGGUGUUCUCUCCAUCUCUGACUGCCGAGGAGACCAGGCAGGAUCAAGAAAAGCCAUCAGAUAGGGACAGCUGGGAUCAGUAA
Molecule: messenger RNA, 748 nt
Organism: Ochlerotatus camptorhynchus
Lineage: Eukaryota; Metazoa; Arthropoda; Insecta; Diptera; Culicidae
Exons: 3
Coding region: 14-748 (244 amino acids)
Source: RefSeq, a predicted model, not a curated record